Molecule: messenger RNA, 798 nt
Organism: Sphaeroforma arctica JP610
Lineage: Eukaryota; Ichthyosporea; Ichthyophonida
Exons: 2
Coding region: 58-762 (234 amino acids)
Source: RefSeq, a predicted model, not a curated record
CAGCUCUACUACCAUCUCAGAGCGCAGAUAGCGUUGUCCACAGACGCACACACAGACAUGCACGCGGCAGACAAGCAACUGGAAGAAGUGCUCAGAAGUGCUGUGAGUGGCGGUGGUGUGCGUGUGUUGGAGGUAUCAGAUGAUCCUAAAGAACGUACCAUAGCCCGCAUACUCACGCACAGUGUGAGUAUUGGAGUUAUCAGAAAGGCCAUGUUGGUUGUGAUGGCUUAUCCGCGGGACUACAUGCCCAUUGACCGAUCAAAGUACAUCGACAGUCUCCUGUUCGCAGCCGAAACCCCUGGGAAGAUCCAGGCGGUCCUGCAGGUGUUUCCGGGUGCACCUCUGCGAGAAAAAAUGAGCCAGGAAUGGACCAGGACAUAUGUAGUUACAGGCACGAGGCGUGGUAGUUACACAGACACGCAGGAAGACGCUGGGUUGAGCACGGGCACACAAACAGAUCACACGCACACAGACGAUACAUGCACACACACACACACACACGGGCAAACAAGUGGUGUACAGAGUGUGAGUAUACAAACGUCUGCUAGCAGGGAAGCACACGGUUGCUAUGACGACCGGGGAACCCACAAGAGUGCCGGUACGAUAUGGGAGGGCUCUGGCCAGGUUGUGGCAAGUGGGAGCAUUUUAGAACGGGAUGGGUUGAGAAGUGCGUCUACGAGGAAUACGAACAAAGUGGGAACGGGUGAAAAGACAGUGGUGCUAACAGACCAUGUGAUUGGCGAACCAUUGAAAUACGGCUAAGCCUUUCAGUACUAGUCAAUUAAAAGAGACGUAUGG